UUUUUUUUUUUAUAAAACAAAAAAAAAAUGACUAAUGAAUAUGAUUCAAAUUUUCCUAAUGACUUCAACUCUCGUAUGGUCCAAACUCAAAAUAAUAAGGAUUUUGGAUUAAUUCAAGCUACACUUCUCGAUAAUCACAAUUUAUGUUCCCAAAAUCAAAUUUCGACUCCUCCUACUUCCCCCUUUUUAUAUGCUUCUUAUGAAUCUUCUUUAUCUUGUGAUACUUCAUUUUCUUCUUGUUCAUCAUCAUCUUUAUCUCCAAUCCUUACUCCAACUACUUCUUAUCCUACUUUAAAUUCUAAUCCUUCUUUACCUACCAGUCCUUUAGAAAUAUCAUUAGUAAAAAUGGAACAAGAUUACGAACAUUCUAAUGAUUUAUCCUCACAUUUAUAUAAUAAUCCUUUGGUUCAAAAACAAAUUUCUAUUACGACCUCAAAUGAAUUAUUAUCUUACGAACAAUAUAAUAAUAACAAUAACAUUAAGGAUAAUGCAUUUAAUAUUAAAACAACAACUUAUAUUCAAAAUAUUAAUAAUCAACAAUUAAAUCAACAAAUUCAAUAUUAUAUUAAAGAACAAUCAAGAAUAUUAUCAUUAAUAGAAAUUCAACAACAACAAUAUUUAAAAUGCAAAGAAUUUAAUGAUGAACAAUAUAAAAUUGAUCCUGAAUUUUUAAAUUCGAAUUUAAAUUUAUUUAAAUGGACUUUUAUUAAACCAAAAUUUCCUUUAUUAUUCGAUCAAAUGUAUGAUAAAGCAAAUGGUUGUUUCUUUUUAACUGGAAUACCUGUUGAAUUCAUUUUUGAUUUAUGUAAACAUGAUAAUCAGCAGGAUUUAUUAACCGAAGAUUUCUUGCCAUUUGAUAAUAGUAAUAAUGAAUUGUAAAAUAUAUUAUAGACAAUUUAUAUUUUAUUUUUAUAAUGAAAAUUUUUUAUUUAUUAUUUAUAGAAAAAUUUAUAUAGCAUAUGUUUUUGUUGUACAAUAAGGAUAUAUAAGUUUUCUCUUCUUUGAUUGAAAUUGUAAAAAAGUAAUAUUUGUGUAAAUAACUUUUUUAAAGUAGUAAUAAUAAUAAUAAUAAUAAUAAUAUUGUUA
Molecule: messenger RNA, 1086 nt
Organism: Rhizophagus irregularis DAOM 181602=DAOM 197198
Lineage: Eukaryota; Fungi; Glomeromycota; Glomeromycetes; Glomerales; Glomeraceae
Source: RefSeq, a predicted model, not a curated record